This is a messenger RNA of Apis mellifera (honey bee), 7777 nucleotides long. Its product is annotated as neuroligin 2. Gene Ontology annotation, cellular component: cell surface; synapse; postsynaptic membrane. The record is from RefSeq and is a predicted model, not a curated record. NCBI's taxonomy places the organism in Eukaryota, Metazoa, Arthropoda, Insecta, Hymenoptera, Apidae. Gene Ontology annotation, biological process: postsynaptic membrane assembly; modulation of chemical synaptic transmission; chemical synaptic transmission. The transcript is spliced from 8 exons. Bases 1514 to 4531 code for a protein of 1005 amino acids. Gene Ontology annotation, molecular function: signaling receptor activity; neurexin family protein binding.
UUCGAUUCUGACAAUUCGUCCUUCGAGGAUUCGAUAUUCGGAAUAAUUCUAUCAAUCUUUGUGCGAAUAAAAGUUCAUUUGUCGCAAUGAUAUCACAAGCUUAAUAAAAUUUUGUCUUUUAAAUUUCAAUCGCGUCGAUUGAAAAUCCCUUUUAAAUAAUUCGUAACCAUCUCGUCGCUGCCAUUUCGUCGCUUCAUCCCCUGGUUAAUUAUCAUACAUAGUUACUUUGUCGACGUGUCAAUCGAAUAAAUACGAUCGCUCACGAUCGUUUGGGGGGAGAAGCGAAGUUGUCGAUGGGAACUUAGAAAUAAAGAUUGGUCGGUGUAACUUGGAAAUUGGAAAUUCUCGCGUUGCCGCAGAACCGGUAUUAUUGGGUUUUCGUGUCAUUUGCGGCGGACUCGAAACCUGCCCCUGUUACAAAUUGAGUUGUCCGUGGUAAUUCCCAACGGGGCGAAAAAGCCCGGUUAAACGUCUGCAGAAGCUGGAAACAAAAGCAACCGUGUUGUUGCUUUUCGACACCAGAUUGUAAUGUUAUUAUUCCAUUAAUCCCUCAUGGACUCUUCGCUCCUUCGUCCCGCGAAUGUAAUUUUAAAUUCGUGGUUAAUUCGUUUACACCUCUCCGAAUUUCGUUCGAAGAUUUGCAAACAACUUUUCAACGUUUUCCUUCUUCUCGAUCUCGAUCCAUCUAUCUCGUUCGCAUUCGAUUUUUCAGAGAAUUUAAUUUCUCCUUCUUUAUCUCCGAACGUUCAUUGUCGAGAAAAUCGCGAGCGAACCGCCACCACGGGAACAAACUCGUCGUCGCGCGACGAACGACCGCUACUACGAGUAAUAAAACGAAGGAAUUGAUGCGUACAAGAGUAACGACACGACAGAAAGUAUAACAGAGCGAGGAGAAACUACGAGAACUGCCAAAUCGUGCUACCCAAGUCCACGCUCCUCCUAAUAAUAGCAAAACUUUCGAAACUGACCUUCCCCUCCCCCGAUCGAGUACCGAUUAGCUGUCACCGGAAGCUGAUCACCGCGCGUGGGUUGGCGCCAAGGCGAACGUAAUCGCAGCCCUUCGAUGCUUCUCUCGGACUCGUCGGCCCGCGUCGUCGACCGAAUCCUCUCGCGGUUGACGGCGGAGACGACGAUCGUCGCGAGAGCGAGGAGCGAGAACAACGAGUUCCGGUUGACGCGGAAGCUCGUUGCAGGCAACUCACGUCCCCGAGGAUGGAACUGAGAGCCCUGGAUCCGAUCGGCACCGCGUUGGCACCGAUUACUCGCGAGUUUAUCCCUUUGCGAGCGACGAGCGAGCAGACGAAGCGUUCCGGGGUGGUGAACGAGGGUGGCUCGAGCGAGGAGGAGGUAUCGAAGGAGGGAGAGAGUUGGGAAGAGGAGGUAGGGGUAGAGGAGGAGGAGGAUAGAAGGGCGCGAGAGGAAGAGGAAGAAGAGGAAGAAGAGGGACGUCGCCUGGGAGGAGGGCCCCACAGAUGCGGGGCCCGGAGGGGCCAGUCCGCGGCGGCGUGACGCGAUGCGGACGUCCUCCUCCUCGAGGAAGAGGAAGAGGAAACAGGUCUUCUCGCCUAUCCUCGACCCCAUCCAAACUCUGCCUCCCUCGUUGGACGAUCGCCUCGUCGAGCCCGUGCUUAGCCGCUGUUCCGCUCGCCCGGUUCACCGUCGUCGAAGGUGGCGGUGGCCGGAGGACGACGAGUUCGAGGGGACGGUGUGGCGGGACGUUUGCGAGGACGGUGGCGGGAGGUGGAGGAGAAAUGGGGGGCGCGAGUGGAGCGAGGGCAGGGGGGACGGGGGGUCGAAAAAGUGUUUGGCCGCGUUGGUGGUGUUGCUCGGCCUGUUGUGCGGACAGUGGUGCGGCGGCGGGGCGGAGGCCCUCGCCGGCAGCCAGAAGUACAGCACGAGGACGGUGAGGACGAGAUACGGGACGUUGCGCGGCGUCGAGGACAGGUCGGCCACCUCCGUGGAAACUUAUUACGGCGUCCCGUACGCCACACCCCCGAUCGGGGCGUUGCGGUACAUGCCGCCGGUCACCCCGACCCCGUGGCGGGGCACCAAGCUGGCGGACACGGUGCCGCCCGCGUGCCCCCAGAGGCCGCCGGAACCGGACUCGAGUCUGCCGCGCUCGAAACGCGCCUACCUCGAGAGGCUGGCGCCCAUGCUUGCCAACCAGAGCGAAGACUGCCUAUACUUGAACCUCUACGUGCCCAAAACUCCUCACGGUAGUACCCCAGACUUAUUGCCAACCCUUCUUCUAAUACACGGUGAUUCCUAUUCGUGGGGCGCUGGAAAUUCCUUCGACGGCACCGCGUUGGCUGCUUACGGUCGUCUUAUCGUCGUUUCUAUUAAUUUUCGUCUCGGCGUGCUCGGCUUUCUUAAAACGGGCCCGAAGGGAAGCGCGCAAGGAAAUUACGGUUUGAUGGAUCUAGUGGCAGGGCUUCACUGGUUACACGAGAAUCUUGGCGCUUUUGGCGGUGACCCCGACCGGCUGACGCUCUUUGGCUACGGCACAGGAGCGGCGCUUGCCAAUUUUUUAGCCGUCUCGCCCAUGGUGAAAGAGUUGGUCGAGAGAGUGGUAUUGCUGGGCGGUUCCGCCCUGUCACCCUGGGCCAUACAGCGUGAUCCGUUAACGGUGAAACAUCGCGUCGCCCAACAGACCGGAUGCCCUGGUAACGUGGAGGCUGACGAUAUCGCACCGUGCCUUCGUUUGCGAAGUUUGGAGGAGCUUCUCUCCGUGCAUUUGGACCCGCCGAGAUUCACAUCUGGAUUCGCACCUUUCGUCGAUGGGGCGGUCAUGCCUCCGCCGAUCAAUCAGAAUUUCCAGCCAACCGCCUCCUCGUCGGGUCUGAUGCCCCUGGUUCCAGGCCCGGGGACCGAGUUCGCUAAUUUCGGCGAUCGAGACCUGAUGCUCGGAUUGACGUCAGAGGAGGCAUGGGUCAACCUCACCGACGAGGAUCUACAGAACGGUCUGAACGAGACGAGGAGGGAUCGGAUUUUGCGCACGUACGUGCGGAACACGUAUCGCUACCACCUUCACGAGAUCUACUCGACCCUCCGUAACGAGUACACGGACUGGGAGAGGGGCGAGCAGAGCCCGUUGGCCAUCUGCGACGGACUUUUGUCGUUGCUCGGCGACGGCCAGGUCGCAGCUCCCCUUCUGAGGUUGGCGCUGCUGCACUCGGCCUCGGGUGGACGCGGCUACUUCCUCCACUUCCAGCUGGGCGAGAGGCCGAGCCAGAGGGGCGAGGAGGUGCCCUACCUCCUCGGCAUACCUCUGCUCCGGGGAGAGAUCGCGUCCAUUUUGAUCGGCCAGGCCAACUACACCUCGGCCGACGAGAAUCUGUCCAAACUGUUGGUCCACUACUUGGCCAACUUCGUGAGACGCGGGGAUCCGAACGGAGCGAGCCCCCUGACAUCGGGAUCGGACGGGCUCCCUACCAGCCCCCCGUUCUGGGAUUCGUACGACUCGAUCAAUCAGCUGUACCUGGAGGCCGGUCGCAGCACGGAAAUGCGGUCGCAUUACAGGGGCCACAAGAUGUCGCUGUGGUUGAACCUGUUGCCGCAGCUCCAUCGACCGGGCUACGAGAUCAGCAUGCGUCACCAUCACCUCGCCGAAACGGCGACCCUCUACGAAGGCGUGGUGCGCCCCCAGACGUUGGCGCAACCGUUGCCCCCGCCUCCGCUCCCGGUCCCCUCGCCCACCGAGCCGUCCUCCAUCCUCUCGAGCGUCGUAUCGACCACCGAGUGCACCCCUAACGCCACGGUCGCCACCACCGUGCCCACCACCACCCACGCCCCCAACGCCCACCCAAACCUGGGCCCCGGGCCCAACAACAUCCUCAAGAAGCUCGCCUCCAAUCAUUACCAGAAUUACACCACCGCCCUCUCCGUCACGAUCGGGGUCGGGGUGUUCCUCCUCGUGCUCAACAUCAUGAUAUUCGCCGGGAUCUACUACCAGAGGGACAGGAACUCGUCGAGGUCGUCGGCCUCGGCGUUCGCCAACAAGAAGAAGGAGGAGCUGUUGGAGGCCGGCUGCUCGGGCAUCGAGGCGCCCUCGGCCAAGCAGAGGCUGUCCACCUUGAACCUGAUGGACUCUCCCUCCUCGAGCCCGCCCCCGCACAAGGCCAAGCUCGCCCAGGAGUUGGAGCUGCAGUUGCAGGAGUUCCAGUGCUCCCCGCCCCCAGGCGGGGGCAAGAGGGGGGUGUUGGAGCCACCGCUGUACACGAGGAGCCCCUGCGUGCAGAGGACGCGGACCCCGUCGCCUUGCGUGGACGCGACCACGGCCAGGAUGGACGACGACGAGGACGAGGACGACGACGACGAGGACGAGGACGACGACGACGACGACGACGAGGACGAGGACGAGAACGGGGGCAACAGCAGCGACGACAACGACGACGAGAAUCUUCCCGAACCCCCGCCGCCACCCAAGGUGCCGGCCCCCAAUGUGAAUCUCUCGUGUCCAGGAAUACUCAGGCAACCUGGCACACCUGGCAGCGCCAAGAAACGCGUUCAGAUACAGGAGAUUUCCGUCUGAGAAUUUUCUUUUCUCCUUUCUUCUUCUUCUUCUUUUUUCCUUCCCUUCUCUCGAUGAAUCGAACGAUCCCUGCUCCCUCCUCCACCCUUCACUACUCGAUCGUUGCUACUGCUGGCGGUAGUCGAUCAUCGAUGAGGUUUCGAGAGAUGGCGCCGUGGAUCGAUCAGAGAAGAGAAUUUUUCGGGAAUAAAGGAAUAAGUGGUUCGUUCUUCGAUCUGCUUUUGCAUCGUUUCCUUUUUGUUAAAUGCGGAGGUGUCGGGCAUUUUUCGGUUUCGGAUCGGAAGAGGCGCGAGUAAGAUAAGUGCACAAAUCAGAUGGCCUUAAUGGGAGAAACGAAGGGAGAGGCAACUCUCGUCGGAGUCGGCCAACUCGAGUUCAACCUCCGAGUUCCCUCCGAGACUCGACGAUGAAUAUUUUCCAAUAUUUCUUACCGACCCGAAUAGAAAACGAAAAGAAAACAAAAAAAAAGAAAAAAAAGAAAAAAAACAAAAAAAGAAGCGGCGACAAAAGAGAAGAGAGAGAGAGAGAGACAACCUCCUCUUAUCGGAGUGAAUGUUCGACCGCGUGAAAAUAUUUCGUACAGAGCUAAAUUAAACGAUAGACCUUGUUCGAAUACUUUCGACAAGAGGAGCGUGUGUUCACCUUAUCGAGGUAUCCGUAACAUCCUUCCUUGAAGAAAGAGAAAGGAGGAUCUUGUUGAGAAGGAAAAUGUGAUGAACGAAGAAAGUAGCGAAAGUUUGGCGGCGAGAGAGAGAAGGGAAGAGAGUCGUCGAGCAUCGGUCGAAUCGUUGCCGGGGAUCGUCGCGACGCUACGCUCGACGCUGCGAAACGAGGGGAUUGAUAUAAUCUCAGGAACUGAGAAGACAAGGCGCGCGCCGAACAGAGGCCCGGCAGGAUGCCUCGGGCUUCCUUUUUUCCUUCCGGAUUUGUCGGAGCACUAAGUGGAAUUAUUCGAGGAAUUGGAGGGUCUGACCUCGACUUUUUGGGUCUCGUGACUUUUUUUCCGCGAGAGAGAGAGAGAGAGAGAGUGUGUGUGUGUGUGUGUGUGUGUGUGUGUGUGCGCGCGCGUGCGCGCGUGUGUACGAGAGGAAUUGGACAGCUGAUCAAGCGAAACUCCGCGGGCUGAGAGAGGAGAGCCUGCUGGCUGAUGCGAAUCUGAACUUCUCGUCGGUAUAAUCGCGUGUGUUCUUUUAGUUACGAGAGAGAAGUGUGCGGGAGAGAAAGAGGUGAAGGGAGAGGACGCUUGCUAAGAAUGACGGAGGGAUAUAUAUAUCGUGGUGAAUCGUAUCGAGGAAAUGUUGAUGUGAAGGAUCCAUAUUUUUUUUGCUUCCUCGUGGAGGGUGCUUACAAGGACGGUUCCUGUUCAAUUUUCGUGAGUUUGUUGUGACACGUUUGUUAUUAUAUGUAUAUACAUAUAUAUACGUUUUUGUUUUAUAAUUCUAGUAUACGAAAAUGUUCAACGUGUUUGUUAUUGAAGUUCAAUGUACAAGUGGACAAAUUGAUUUGUCGUUGAAGGAGGAAUGUCGUGAUAUUUUUCGUUUCGUGAUUUUUCUGCACGGAAUGAUAAUAAUUACGAAGUGAGUUAUCACGUUCAGAAGAUUUAUCAAUCUAUUUAUUUUUAAUUUCCUUCGCAGAUGGAUUAACAGGUUACGAAAUGGAUAUCGACUUUGAAGAUUCGUGUUCGGGAUGCAAUUUAUUCGUCUUUUUCUUUUAUCGAGUUAAAUUUUAAAUUAUCGUCAUAAUUCAUCGCAUAAUGCAGAGUCGGUACUCGAAUGUCUAAUUUCUUUAAACAUGGUGCUCGAUCCUACGUUAAUUAAUGCGGCCCUGCAAGAGAUUUUCGCGCGAAAAUGAAAUAACGAAAUUAGUUGGUAGGCAAAUGGAAUCGGCAAUUUUGAGAAUGUCGCGAAUGUUCUUGUUUCGAGUGUGUACCGUCCUCCUUCUGUUCACUGUGUUUGCAACGUUCCUCGCUCUUCUCCAUUGCCUCUCGAACAAUUAGCCUUGAUUACGUUUCGUUCGAAUACUCGGAGCUAAGUUGGAUUCGUCGAGUUGAUGACAAAAACACCCGCGCGUCUAUUUAUUCUAAAACUAAGGUUUCUCGAUCAUUUCGAUGAUCCAAUGGUCGAGAAUAUCCUUAAUUUUGAAACUAUGGAAAUUAUUUAAAUGAAUAAUUUUGUAAUUUAAAAAAAAACAGUUUUAAAUUCAAUUUCGAUAUUAAGUAGUAACAGACAGCAAAGAUCGGACAUGGAAGUGACGAAGAAUUAAUUCUUUGCAAAUUAAAAUUGAAAGUUAAAAUAUGUAUCUCUCUUUACUCUUGAAUUAUUUCAAUAUUUAAUUUACAAUUUAAAAUGUAAAAUGUAUUUGAUUGGUAAAAGUUGUUAAUAUCAGGAAACGUGAGUUUUAACAUAGAAUCUUAUAUUUCUUUUUUUUUUCUUUCGACAUAUUUAAGGAAUCUGAAACGAUUCCUCUUUCGAUUCCAUCAACGCACAAACCUUUCGAGAUAUUCUUCAUUUUCCAUCCACGAAAAAUAUAUAUAUAUAUAUAAGAUAUGCGGCGGAAGUAACGAUCGAUGGCGGAAACGGGAGAUAGAUGAGUGGCGACACGUAAAAGGAGAGGCGAGGAAGUUGUAAGAACGAGGGAGAGGCCAGCCAUAAAAAUCUAACCUGAUUUAGCUCAACUCAGGAGGAAACGCCCUUGACAAAAUUCGUGCGUCUUUGGAAUGAUUCUAUCGAUCCUCGAAUCUCGAACGAAAGAGGAGAGAAAGAGAGAGAGAGAGAGAGAGACUUUUCGCGUGUACGAGUAUAUUUGCGCGUGUGUGCGUGAAAAAUUGCGGGUAUGAAGAGAAGAAUGAGAGCGAGAGAGAGAGAGAGAAUGAGAGAGAAAGAAGUUGGAAAGUGCUGUCGUUGAAAACUCUGGUGUCGAUUCGUCGACGAAUCUUCGAAAGAUGGAAGAAUUUCCUUUCUCGAGCGACGAAAGAUGGAGAAAUCUUUGUCUUGAAAAAUUGGCGAUCGAGGAUUUUUCGAUGGAUCGAUUCGACGAGGCAACGACGUCUUCGAGCGUCAUUUACAUACAGAAUUAAACGAAGGCAUGCACACCACGUAUACACAUGUCUGAUGACACGUAACACGUAACACGGACGCGAAGGACACACGGUGGAAAACACACACACGAGGUACACACGUACACGAUUAUCAAUGUUUGGAAUGUUGGGAUUUGUUUAAAUAAAUAAUUAAAGCAUUUAAAGCGUAA